Molecule: messenger RNA, 231 nt
Organism: Balaenoptera ricei (Rice's whale)
Lineage: Eukaryota; Metazoa; Chordata; Mammalia; Artiodactyla; Balaenopteridae
Product: adropin-like
Exons: 1
Coding region: 1-231 (76 amino acids)
Biological process (GO): positive regulation of Notch signaling pathway
Cellular component (GO): plasma membrane
Source: RefSeq, a predicted model, not a curated record
AUGGGGGCAGCCAUCUCCCAGGGGGCCCUCACUGCCAUCAUCUGCAACGGCCUCCUAGGCUUCUUGCUGCUGCUGCUCUGGGUCAUUCUCUGCUGGGCCUGCCACUCCUGCUCUGCCAACAUCGACUCCCUCUCCAAAUCCAGUCCCAACUCCAGCCCUGGCCCCUGUCCCGAGAAGGCGCCCCUGGCCCAGAAGCUCAGCCGUGAAGGCAGCUACCUGCUGCAGCCCUAA